AUUUUUAUACAAGGAUUGUAUGAUAUAUUGCGUAUUUACCUUUAGAUAAGUGGGGGACAACACUAGUCUAAUCUUGAUAUUUUGUCAUAUAAGCAUUGUUUUGUAACUAUGUAGACGUCGCGUGCGUACUACUCACCUUAGAAAUAUCUCAAAGGGAUCUGGCCGAAAGAACUAUAUUCAUUAGUCCUAGGACGAUCUGAAUUAACUAUGGAUAGACAACUACUAUCGAGACUUAAAGAUGUUCAGCUUAUACCCUUUUACAUUACAACUACAUUAUUUUUCAUCGUGUGCAAGCCCCAUCUUGAUUAUCCACCGGAGACCUUUUUAACAGCCGCAUUGAAAAUACUACCUAUUAUAUCCCUAGCUGGAUAUUUAAUCUUCAACUUUAAUGAUGCUACAAAAUCACAAGGAAUUUAUACCAAUAUGAUAACAUGCGGGCUUUUGGUAUCAGUUCUUGGGGACAUUUGCAUCGUAUGGAGAGAAGUACUGUUCCUUCCAGGCGUAUAUUUCUUUGGGGUGGCUCACAUGUUUUAUUCACUGGGAUUGCUGACAACCUACGGUAAAAGUAAAAAUAAAGCCUUAUUUGCAUACCUGGCAAUAGCAUCGUUUCUCUGUAUCGCUGGCGGUAUUAAUUCAUGGUUCAAGAUUGGCGUUUUAUUCACUUAUAAUUGCCUUGUAACAAACGUGGGUUUUCUUGGAGUUGCUAGGUAUGAACAAGAACAAUCUCUGUCCGCAAAGCUUGCCGCUUAUGGGGGCGUGCUUUUUAUGAUCUCCGAUUUCAUCAUUGCUGUGGAUAGAUGGAAGUUUGGUAUUUUGGGAUCAGAGUUUCUGGUUAUGAUCGCCUACUACGGAGCACAGGCAUGUCUUGCUUUAAGCACCCUGAAAGAACAUUAAAUACCAAUUUUAAGGCACUACAAAUACAUUUUAAACAUGAUAAAAAUAAUAAUAAUAAUUAUAUCAUUUUUGAUUUCCAGUUUUAAAUACAUUCCACGUUUUCAUUUACGUUAUGUCAUUUGUAUUAUGUCAUAAAAUGUUGCAAAGUUAAAUUUUGUUUAAGACAUUCGAUAAACCUAAGUCUUUGAAAUCUCUUCAGUUGUAUUUUUAAUCAUUUCAGUAUUUGUUUUGUUUUUUCUUGCAAAAUGUAUCAAUGCUUGAAUACUAUAUACGCUGUAUCAUAAGGUCUGACAAGACGUAGGUCUCCUUUCCAACCUUGUGGGUUUUCUCCGGGUCCUCCGAUUUCCUCCCGCUGCUAAAGACCCCUACGCACAAACGAAUUAUUGAAAUAAAAUUGAACCAUGUUAGUCCCGAAAUGACCUAGUUUGUGUCGAGUGGACGUUAAACCCCAUUUCUCUCUCCCUCUCUUAAAUGUAUACUAAAUAUGCAUUUGUUUAAAGGACCCAUGUUGUGAUAUUUUGGAGAGGAAACACAAGUUGUAAAGUUGACCAUCUUUGUUGUGAUUCAAGUUAUCCGUUAGUCAAAUUUUGAACUACCCGUAGAUACAAAGAAUCUCAAUUAUAGCUCUUUAUCAGUCCGAUUAAAAUCGUUUGUAAAUGUCUGCA
Molecule: messenger RNA, 1559 nt
Organism: Patella vulgata (common limpet)
Lineage: Eukaryota; Metazoa; Mollusca; Gastropoda; Patellidae
Product: lysoplasmalogenase
Exons: 2
Coding region: 208-894 (228 amino acids)
Cellular component (GO): membrane
Source: RefSeq, a predicted model, not a curated record